AUGGCUGCGGUCUCCGCGCCGCAAGCCCCAACUGCUCUGACCCCCCCGAGCAGCUCGCAUGGGACGUCGAACACAUGGAACUAUUCCGUGCCCACGCAAACAGAGAACCUCUCUCAAACGAAACUCAACAAUUCGAGCAAACCUCCCCUAUCUCACACAACAAACGGUCACUCGCUGGGUCACCAAAACUCCCGUCCCGAUUUAUCCCAACGACGAAACGACACAUACAAUUCGACACGCUCUGCAGACUCUGGAUAUCUAGCGCCAGCUCGGAUAAAUGCGCUGACUCGCAAGGAUAGCAGUAUUAGCGAAACGGGAAGUGCGCCGGACAGUUUGUUAGAUCUGUAUGGGCCGAAUAGGAGUGGAAUCAGCAGCAUGGAUUAUGGGGAGCGGAAACCAUCGAACGGCGAUGUGUUUGAUGACGAUGAGGACCCAGAACAUUCAAGGUGGAUCCACCGGGAUAAACUUGCGCGCAUAGAGAGCCAGGAGCUCCAGGCUGCGGGAAUCAUACUGCCUCGAGCACGAGCAGCGAGCAAAUCGAGCCGCCGAGAGCAUAGUCGAGAUCAGCAGGGCAAUGGUAUCAGAAGCGAGCAAGCACAAAAACGGCAGCCUGUAGGAUCAUUUCCCACCGAGGAAGAGGAAGCCCCUGAAAAUAAUGCAUGGGAUCUACGAUUACCGGAGGAGGUUGCUGAUGACCAGGGGGACAUAUACCGGGAUAUUAGUGGAGGGGUGAAAGGAGUGUCAAGGAUACCGGUCUGCAAAACGAGUCCUCUUCCAAUACCUAUGCAACAUCUCGAACGAGAUACGCCUAUAAUUAGAAAGCAGAGUGGGGGAUGGACGGGCGAGGAUGAAGCGAUAUCAUAUCCCAAAUCUCGCGGGCGGAGCCAAAGCAUCAAGGUUCUGGAAGAUGCAACAGCCACUCCAACACCAGCCAAACGAUUAGUCCCCGAGAAUUCUCCUACGAAGAAGACCCCUGGAAAGAAAGGCACUCGGGCAGCAUCAACACCCCAACAAAGGCCCAAGCCAAAAGCCGGUGCAACACGAGAUACCUCCUCCGCUCAACGACCACCAACGCGAUCCGGAGAGCUGGGACAGAGCAAUAGUGUGAAGCGGCCAGAAGGAGAUCCUCCGUGGAUAAAUUCAAUGUACAAGCCCGAUCCUCGACUGCCUCCUGACCAACAGCUGCUCCCCACAGUCGCCAAACGUUUACAACAAGAACAAUGGGAAAAGGAAGGGAAGUUCGGGAACGUAUACGAUACCUCCUUCCGCCCUCUGAGUGACGAAGGUUUCCACGUACCGCCAGAACCACCAGCCCAACCACAAGAACACCAACCCGAAGAAGAACAUCCCUCAGAAUGGCCGUUACGAGCGCCGAAAUCCCCAGCCCUGAGCUCAGGACGGCCCGGAACCUCAGGGGGCUACUCAACGAUGCCGAAGAUAUCCGGUAGUACGCAAGGUGUGGGACCGCUGCCAAGCCCCAAGCCCCCGAUCAGGACACAGGAGCCUCUCGAAAACGAAAAGCAGAAAGAAGGCGGUUGCUGCUGCGUGGUGAUGUGA
This is a messenger RNA of Hyaloscypha bicolor E, 1557 nucleotides long. RefSeq lists its product as uncharacterized. The record is from RefSeq and is a predicted model, not a curated record. The transcript has 2 exons. NCBI's taxonomy places the organism in Eukaryota, Fungi, Ascomycota, Leotiomycetes, Helotiales, Hyaloscyphaceae. Bases 1 to 1557 code for a protein of 518 amino acids.